Molecule: messenger RNA, 996 nt
Organism: Staurois parvus
Lineage: Eukaryota; Metazoa; Chordata; Amphibia; Anura; Ranidae
Source: the annotation of a GenBank genome assembly
CCUAUAUUGUCUGUCUUGAUAUUUAGUGGGAUUGGUCGGAAUUGGCCCUGGGCAUCAGGAGGCAGCAGUAUCCUAGCAGAAUUUGGAACUCUGCACUUGGAAUUUAUCCAUUUAACAGAGAUAUCCGGAAACCCAGUUUUUGCUGAGAAGGUAAUGAAUAUUCGAAAAGUGUUAAAUCGACUCGAUAAACCCCAAGGACUAUACCCAAACUACCUAAACCCAAGCAGUGGACAGUGGGGACAACAUCACGUGUCUGUAGGAGGACUUGGCGAUAGCUUCUAUGAAUAUCUGCUAAAGGCAUGGCUUAUGUCGGAGAAGACCGAUGAAGAAGCCAAGAAGUUAUAUUAUGAUGCUGUUCAGGCCAUUGAGACUCAUUUAAUUCGUAAAUCUAGUAAUGGCUUGACCUACAUUGCCGAGUGGAAAGGUGGUCUUCUCGAACAUAAAAUGGGCCAUUUAACAUGUUUUGCUGGUGGCAUGUUUGCUCUUGGGGCUGAUGGUGCACCAAAUGAUAAAACAGGACAUCAUAUAGAAUUGGCUGCAGAGAUUGCACGGACCUGUCAUGAGUCCUAUGAUCGCACAGCAAUGAAGUUGGGACCAGAAGCUUUUAGGUUUGAUGGGGGAGUUGAAGCUAUUGCUACCAGACAAAAUGAAAAAUAUUAUAUUUUGCGACCAGAGGUGAUUGAAACUUAUAUGUACAUGUGGAGAUUCACACAUGACCCAAAAUACAGGCAGUGGGGCUGGGAAGCAGUAGAGGCUUUAGAAAAAUUCUGCCACGUAGAAGCAGGCUAUUCUGGAGUCAGAGAUGUUUACGCUAUACACCCAAGCCAUGAUGAUGUGCAGCAAAGUUUUUUCCUUGCAGAGACACUCAAAUAUCUCUACUUAUUAUUUUCGGACGAUGAGCUUCUACCAUUAGAACAUUGGAUUUUCAACACUGAGGCGCAUCCAUUGCCCAUCAACCGAAAAACUGACAGAACGAUAGAAGGCUUGGCUAAAUAA